Impatiens glandulifera is the source of this 1875-nucleotide messenger RNA. Its product is annotated as ABC transporter G family member 10. The record is from RefSeq and is a predicted model, not a curated record. Bases 52 to 1875 code for a protein of 607 amino acids. Gene Ontology annotation, molecular function: ABC-type transporter activity; ATP hydrolysis activity; ATP binding. NCBI's taxonomy places the organism in Eukaryota, Viridiplantae, Streptophyta, Magnoliopsida, Ericales, Balsaminaceae. The transcript has a single exon. Gene Ontology annotation, cellular component: membrane.
GCAACUCUUUCUUUCUUUCUUUCUCUCUCUCUUUCUUUCUCUGAUUCUCCAAUGGAAUUGCCGGUGAGGAUGACGGUUUCCCGCAAUCAUCGAAUAGAAUCGUAUAAGCUAGAGACAAUAAAUCUUGGUUGCAGGAUUUCUGCUCCAUACGAGAAGCUUAGUUGGAUUCAAUCUUACUAUAAUCCGAAAGUAUCCACCACAAGGUUCAUACUACACAAUGUGAACUCUGAAGCCAGAGCUGGGGAGAUCACAGCAAUUGCAGGUCCAAGUGGUGCCGGAAAAUCGACUCUGCUCGAGAUUCUCGCCGGAAAAACACGGGCUGGAAGGGUCACCGGUCAAGUACUGGUGAAUGGGUAUCCCAUGGUUUCUAAAGUUUUCCAGAGAAUUUCAGGGUAUGUUACUCAAGAAGAUGCUCUGUUUCCUCUUCUAACAGUUAAAGAAACGUUAAUCUACAGUUCUCUUCUCCGGCUUUCCGGCAGCCGGGAAAUGAUCGAGGGAAGAGUCAGGAGCUUGAUCAGAGAACUGGGUCUAUGCCACGUGGCGGAUUCGGAAAUAGGAGAGGGCUCGAAUCGUGGCAUUUCCGGAGGGGAAAGGAGAAGAGUGUCGAUUGGAGUAGAAUUGGUUCAUGAUCCAUCUGUUAUUCUGAUCGACGAGCCAACUUCAGGAUUAGAUUCAGCUUCAGCUCUGCAAAUAAUCACUCUACUCAAAUCAAUGGCAGCCAAUCAAGGUAAGACAAUUGCUUUAACCAUUCAUCAACCGGGAUACAGAAUUCUCGAACAGAUUAACAGACUCAUUUUACUAUCAAAUGGAACUGUUCUUCACAAUGGAACAGUAAAGAAUCUUGAAGAGAGGCUAAAUUUUUGUGGGUUUCGAAUUCCUCGUCAUAUCAAUGUCCUCGAAUUCGCCAUUGACGUUACAGCAAGCUUGGCUAUGCAAUACCCAGAAAUCAUAGAAGAAAAAGAAGUAAAAGGGAAAAGAUUAGAAGAUCAUUUAUCAAUAAAAACCUCAUUUUCUUACUCAAAUUCCCGUUUCCAAGAAGUUAUUAUCCUAAGCCAAAGAUUCUUCAAAAACGUAUUCAGAACCAAACAGCUAUUCAGCACAAGAGUCAUACAAGCAAUAGUAGCUGGAUUAGUACUCGGCACCAUCUUCAUGAACAUAGGAAACGACCCAAGUCGAUUUUCUCUACAAACUCAAUUAGGAUUUUUCGCAUUCAGCCUUACUUUCUUACUCUCAUCCACAACAGAAGGCCUCCCAAUUUUCCUACAAGAAAGAAGAAUCCUAAUGCGAGAAACUUCAAGAGGAGCUUACAGAGUAUCUUCUUAUGUCAUUGCAAACACACUCGUUUUCCUCCCUUUUCUUUUAAUGGUCUCCCUACUUUACUCCAGCUCGGUUUACUUCCUAGUCGGCCUCAGGCAUGAAACCUUCAGUUUCCUCUACUUCUCAUUAGUGGUAUGGAUAGUGGUUUUGAUGUCGAAUUCCUUCACGGCUUGUUUCAGUGCACUAGUUCCUAACUUCAUAAUGGGAACAUCGGUUAUAGCUGGUUUGAUGGGUUCAUUUUUUCUCUUCUCAGGCUACUUUAUAGCAAAGGAGAAUAUACCAAAGUAUUGGAUUUUCAUGCAUUAUAUGAGUCUUUUCAAAUACCCAUUUGAAUGUUUUAUCAUUAAUGAGUAUGGAGGAAAGGAAGGAGAAAUGAGAUGUGUAGAAGGUGAUGAAGGAAGUGAAUGCAGAUUAUUUGGAAAUGGUUUGUUGAAGCAACAAGGCUUGGUGGAAAGCCAAAAAUGGACCAAUUUGGCUGUCAUGUUUAGUUUCAUAGUUGGGUAUAGGAUUAUAUGUUUUAUUAUUCUUUGGGUUAGAUGUCACAUUAUAAGGAAUUGA